ACUACUAGCGACGAUAGUGGCUAAACGGAUGAACGCUGUGGUUUGUGGCUGUUACAAGAAAUCGUUUGUUUGAAUUCCGAUUUUGCGCAGUAGCGUCAACUGUGUGUGUACUCGACUGAAGUGCAAAGCAGUUUGCAGUGUUUUGUGCGAUGUCCGGUUCUGACGAAGCAGAUGUUUAUGAGGUGGAGAAGAUAUUAAAGUACCGGAUCCGUGGCCAGGGCAAAAAGAAAAUUGAAGAGUAUCUUAUAAGGUGGAAAAACUUCGGUCCGAGUGAAGAUACUUGGGAACCUCGGAAGAACCUGUUGGAUUGUGAGGAACUGUUAAUAGAAUUUGAAAAAAACUUUACCAAGGCAGAGAACUUGCCGAAGAAUGAAGAGACUGAAGGGACAGAACUGAUGCCUACACCACCACCACAGAAGUCGCCAAAACACUUUGACAGUGUUUUGGAGAUGUCUGCUAGCAAGACGUUGGAGGCAGCUGAAAUCAUUACUCGGCGACGUCUGCAAAUUGGCCAGUGGCAGCAAGAGAAAAAUGGAAGCAAAAAUACAGCCAAGGUUGCACAAGUGACUCAAGGCAAACCUUCAACAAGGCACUCUAAAUGGCUGUAUGGGACUGCCUGUCUGGGUCUUUUCAUGCUUGUUGGCAUGCUCCUUGUAUUCUGCAAAGGAGGUGAGGUUUCUGCCUUGAAAGAGAUGUGGAAACAGUGGCCGUCUCUUGGCAUCCUGCAAUGACAGUAAAAAAAAAUCGCAGGAGCUGCCAUGCACCUUUACAAAGUUAAGAGCAUUGUUAUACAACACUGCCUUAAAAGGACCCUGAAACGAUUUUGAUGAUUUUGUAGAAGCGUACUGAGUCAUUAGAGUAAGCCCUUCUGAGCAUUAAUUGACACAUGUAAGUGUUCCGCAUAAAGCGUGUAAUUUAUUAUAAGGUUUUAAAAAUGUACAUCGCUGCCGAUCGCAGCACACUUCUCGGUAGAAUUUUCAGCCGCCCAUACCCAUAUGACGUAAAUCACCCAAUUGACGUCAGUAGGACGAGCUAUCCGAUUGGCUACCCAGGGCGCGCCAUCGAUAAUUUGUCUGCUGUGUGUCGAUCUGUCUUUUCGCGAGCACUAUGAUCCGGCUUUGUUGCGUUGUGGACUGCAAACGUAGCGACUGGCAAUAUGUCAAGCUGCGACAUUGUGUCCCUCUGCACAGCAGCAGACGAGCUGACUGCCUGCGGCACAUCGGACUCCCGCUAUCUGAUCAGCACCAGGAUUUGCGUAUUUGCGGCCGUCACUUUACAUCAGAAGAUUACUAACGUAAGCGCAAGGGACAGGGCCUGGCCAUUUGACCAUGUCGUUUUACGGGAUGAACAGAAGCACAAAUGUGAAUGGUCUGCAUGGUGCAGCCACCUGGUGGCACAGACGUCAACACACAGUAGCAGCAACGAAAUGCUUGCAACGCACGCUGCUUCGAUAGCACUCGCUUGGUGUCGACUGCCAAGAAGCUGGCGGAGAGUUUGGAGAGGCUUCGUGCGCUUGCUCCUUGAGAACCGGUAGGAGACGACACGACAUAUCAUCAUGACACAGAGCCAGUGAAGGCGGAGCUUAGCCCUGAUCAUUGGCGAACGAGUUCAGAAAAUGCAUGACUAUGGAGGAGGGUCACUUGUAAUCGUCCGUAGCUCUCUUAAUAUGAGACGUUUCACACAAGUUGUGGUGCGAAUUAUUAACUUUAGCUGUACCCUACACAUCUACAAAAUUUGUCCGAACCGUUUCAGGGGCCCUUUAAUGCCAUUAAAUAAUCAUGACUUGCAAAGGUAAAAAGGCAAUGUCCCAAGACCAAGAUGCAAUGUCAAUACUUUAGUAUGGUGAUGGCGCACAUGUUCGUUCAUGUAAGGGUCAUCCACUGUUUGGGAAACAGUUAAUUGAGGCAGGUGAGGGGCCAUGCUAUUUCUGCAGAAUCUUUCACAAACUGCCAAAAACAGGGAUCAAAAAUGAAAUGGACAUCCUGAGUAGAACGAGGUGUUGAAAAGUUGGUAACGGCGCUAACUUUGGUAAGGUCAGGCAGGACCUGUAGCAUCGACUAGAUGACCAAGUACAGUGAUCUCUUAGCUGCCGACUCGCCAUUUGCCAGAGUUAAGUUGCAGACCUGCAUUGCAAAGGACGCGCAGAAUAGCCGAGUCUCUGUAGAUGGCUUGAAACGUAGGUGAGAAAAUCAUAGAGAUAGCACAGGCAAGUAGACCACUUGAAGCUGUGAAGAAGGGGGUUUAUCAUUUGUUCAAAUGUUGCUGGCGCAUUGCACUAGCCAAAUCAAUGGCUUUGAACUGGUUAAAUACUGUUAUCCAGAUGUCCUGAAACCUCACUGAUAUCCGUGAGAUACCCACCGUGGUUGCUCAGUGGCUAUGGUGUUGGGCUGGUGAGCACGAGGUCGCGGGAUCGAAUCCCGGCCACGGAGGCCGCAUUUCGAUGGGGGCGAAAUGCGAAAACACCCGUGUACUUAGAUUUAGGUGCACGUUAAAGAUCCCCAGGUGGUCGAAAUUUCCGGAGUCCUCCACUACGGCAUGCCUCAUAAUCAGAAAGUGGUUUUGGCACGUUAAACCCCAUAAUCUAAUCUAAUAUCCGUGAGAUAUCCGUCAGGCUAUUCCCCACAGAGUGGGUAAUCCUGUAUCUCAUGAACAUAUUUACCCUUGUUUUUACCGCAUUUUUACUUCUGUUUACCUGAAUAAUACUUUGAGGAGUAAUUUGUGCUCCUUAAUGAUUUCUCAAAAUUUUGCAAUGUAUAUUAUUUUUGGAUGGCUUGAGUAUGUUUGUUUUGGUUAUAAAAAUUGUGAAAACGGGCUUCACAUUUGUAUUUUUGCCUUGUACUUGCACUGGCCUAUGAAUGUAGGGCUGUUAUCAGUAUCACCCAGUAGUUUUCAUGUUGCCAGAACAUUAAACAGCAGAUCAGGGAUUUCGGUAACUCGCGCUAUUGCGCUUUUUGCGAUCUACAGGCCUGUGUGAACGACUUAACUGGAACGCCUCUUUGUGUCUGUGUCUCCAUGUGUGCGCGUUCCUUUUUUUUUUCCCCUUUUUUUAUCGUUUUCCUCUCUGUCAUCUUUCUAACCCCUAUCCCCCAUCCCCAGUGUAGGGUAGCAAACCGGACUCAUAUCUGGUUAACCUCCCAGCCUUUCCUCUUCAUUCUCUCUCUUUCUCUCUCUCUCUUUAACUCGCGUAACAGAGUGAGUGACACGGCUGUUGGCAAUAGUAAUUGUGUUGCAUAUCUCACAUUUGAUCAAAGGGUGUGCCCAAAACAUUUUGUAUACUUAAUACCUUGUUUUUGUGUACUUGCAGCCUGGUGACGUUCAACAAUUGAACAAUGCCUUUAAAUUUUUGUUCCAUUUGUUCAAAUACAUGGACUCGUCUAAUAUACAGGCCAUGUUUGUUAUUUAUUUUGUAUUGUAUUGUUUUGUUGUCAGCUGCACCAAGAUUUCAGAAUUGUGAUGACCUUAUUGUUAUGAUUGGGGUAUUCACCUUGUUGAUGUUAGUGUCUGUACAUUCACAUACUAAAGUUACUUUGAUUUUACUUACUGACUUUGGAAGACUGAUGCGUUUUUGGAGCCUAUCCUCGACAUUAUUUAGAUGUAAACUGAAAUUUUAAUAAAAUGGUUCACCGUGGGGGCUGCGAAAACAAUUAGUUCGUAUUGGUAGACUCACCGAUACCAAAACUGAUGGAGGAAGACUUAUUUAUGCUGCCAGUCUCACCAUCUACUCCUUCACACUGGCAUGGCCCCACUACCAUGCUGCCUCCAGAUUAGAGAUGGUGCUGCUGCCAGGAAACAAUAGGAUGAAAAAUGAAAGCAGCCUUCAACCAAUGAGGCAUUUUCUUGUGAAGCUAUGCCAGUAGUGACAGUAGAUGGGGUGACAACUAGACGAAUGUUAUAGACACUCUUUUCCCCAGUGUGUUUUAGUCUUGGCAAGUGUGCCUAGAUGAAAUAACUGUACGGACUGCUCCCGGUGAUCAAACUUACUUUAAUUUUUUUGAAUUUCUACAUCCUUCAGUUCUCAAAUGCAUUGGAAUCCAGAAUCGAUAAGUUAUUCUAGUUUAGCAUUAGCAUUCUGGCUGAUACUGCUUCAAUGUGCCUAUUAUGCAUGUAACUGCAUGAGAUGCCCUUUUGUGAUAAGUAUUUCCUAUGUAUAAAGCCAACUGCCUCAUGUAAGAAAUGCUGUUUUUGUAGUAUGGAUACAAAACAGCUUCGGUGAAAAAUUUUAUGUUCGAAAUGCAAGUGGUUUCAUCAGAAGUGGCCUAUAUAAAUUAAGAGCUUUAGGUGCUGCCAAAAGAAUAUAUACAGCGACUGCCUUGAAACACCCUUUUUCCCAUGGGCAGGAAGGAGAUAACUUAGUUUUGCUCAGUAGGCCCAAAGGGCACGCAUGCUAAACAGCUCAUUUAUUUCAUAUACAGUUGACUUUCGAUAUAACGAGCACUGGUAUAAUCAAUUUUCGGAUAUAAAGAAGUAAAUGUAAAAUUUGGUUGGUCACAGUUUUAUUCAGUUGAGUAUUCUCCUGCUAUAGCCAAAUCAAAAAUGUGGGAUCCAGCAUGGCAUUGGCUAUAGCGAAGCAAAUUUUUAUUAGCACAUAUUCUGGUAGGAAAAACAUUGAACACAAUCGCCAAACGAUUCUUUCGCAUAUGAUUUUUCAGAAUAGCAGGAUUAUUCGUACUUCCCUUCACCAUCACCACCUAACCCUCGCACCAGUGUAUAACGGCGAAAACCUAAAUUUCGGAUGCUGCGAGGUGUUUUGGGCAUGAACAGUGUGCACAAUUUCACAAACUAAGCAGCCAUCAACAAUGUUGCCGCCGUGUCAACUAGGCACGAAACUGCAACUUAGGUUGCCGACUCCCGAUGAGGCACUGGUUAGACCUAGCGACCUAAACAGUGCUGCCAGCGCAGCGGCUGGUCAUAAGCCAUAGUAGGAUGCCAGCUGUUAAUAUGUUAGCAUUUGUAGACCUUAUCGGUGAUUGAGCAUGGGCUGUGUUCCAAUACUCGCCUUAGAUGGCAAAGCAGGCAGCUAAGUGGACAGUGGCCAUCCUAAAUCUCGUUCCACUUCUCAUGAAAACAUCAAAUUAGACAGCUUUGUGAAGACAGCAUAGAAGCCAAAGACUAUGCAGGCUACUUUCCUGUCGAAACGAGAUGGCGGCUGAGCAAGACUCUUGGAAACUCUAUGGGAAGGUCAUCUGCGCACGGAAGUAUGUAUACACGCUCUCCUUGCCCUUAAUGCAAGUCACAUAGUGUUUUUCAUAGGUUUGCAGGCUGAAAUACUUAAAUAUACAGAAAUAACGUAUAUCUUGCUCAGCUAUUUUUUGUCGCCGCAAGGUGGCAUCGUGUUGCUGGAGCGUCUCCAUCGUCUUUAAGACAGUUGGAAAUACGUGCCAUUACUUGUCCUUGAAACUGUCUUGGCUGUCUCCUUACCUGUCUUCCUAGACUGUCUCUGAUGCUGGCCAAAAUUAGAACACACCCAUGAUAUCCAACGCACUGGCUAGGCUGGCCGUUUUAGUAGCGAAGGACGAGUCCACAUGCGGUUUCCUCAGUGUCCGAAAAGUGGCGGCGGCCGUUUGGCUUGGUCAGACCAUAGUCAACACAGCAACGUACCAAUCUAGCUCGAUAACACCGGUCGUGCGGUUGUACCUUCCCGGUGGUGCAGAGCAUGUGUUUCUAACUUAGUGUUGUUCCUGUGCCUUGUAUCGGCAUGGCAAGAUGCCACUGGGCCACCAAAAUCCAAAGUAGAGCCUUUGCUGGCCCUUUCAGAGAUACUCCGCUAGCGUUUCUUAGGCAUAGACCUUAUCGUAUAUAUAUAUUUUUUUGCUGAUAUUUGCGUGUAUGUUUAUAACGAACAUCUGAUAUACUGAAAGUAUUUUUGUGGCCAAUGCGAUUUCGUUAUAACGAGGUUCGACUGUAUCAGAUGAAAUAAUUUUGCAAAAUUAUCAGAUGAAAUAAUUUUGCACAGCUGUAGAAUCAAAUUAAUGAAAGCGACCAUACAAGCAGCUUCAUGGAGUACCGGCAGUGAUGUGGGUAAAACAGAAUUACGUAAAGCUAAACUUCCCACCGACAUCUUCCACUGGCACCAUCUGUUGACCAGGUUUUACAUAUUCCGAGUAGCUCAAGCACAUUCUUGCAAUGCAGGUUUUUGGCAGUGAAGGGGCUUGUGCUCCAUCAAAUGUUGCAAUUACACUAAGCUACAUAAUUUGAUUAAGGCUGCUAAAAUGCUGCACCAAAGUACUAUUGAAGAAUGACAGUUGCUCCAACCAAUGCCAGGUAGGAUGAAAUAAAAAAUUUUAAAAAUAUCAAAUUGUGGAGUUUAACAUCCCAAAGCAACACAUGGGCUAUGAGAGAGCUAUUAGUGAGGGGCUUAAGAUUAAUUUUGGCUAUCUGGGGUUCUUUAACAUGCACUCAAGCGCAGUACAGAAGAUGAAUCCCCACAGUGGAGCAUGAACUACAAAUGGUUUCGUAAGUGUAGAGCAUCACUAAAGACGCUGUAGCAAUGACUCCCAACAGGACAGCAGCAUUUGUCCUUUGAAAGGGUUCUUGUGCAUCACAUGCAUUAACUCAGAAUUCACACUGCAUUACCUCAAGUGAUUGUGCCACAUUGUUCACAUUCCUGGUUCUUAAUUCCAUAGCCAUGAAUGCAUUAUGAUUCCUUCAGUUCUCUCACGGCCCAUGUGACGGUGCCAUAAGAAGUACUAAAGUGGAAGUUUUCCAAGCACAAGUGGAGAUAAAGAUAUGUAAAAAAGCCAACAUUGGACAAUGCUUCAGUGUGGUUUCAAGCUGAGGUGCUUAGCCAUAAUUGUAGCCAAGUGGCAUCAGUGCAAGCUGGAGUGAAAAUUGCUGCAUGAAGCCUAUAGUUGGCUGUUCAUUUUGGCACUUCUAAAAUUGUAGAUUCACUCAUCGUUGAACUUGAGUUGUAUGUAGCAUGAUGUUUUCUCUCUCAUAGUGUUAUGUUGUUUUGUGACCUCAACGUAUUGUAUGAUAAUUGUUAUAUAAUUUGUGAGUUCUUACAAUCAUAAUUUCUGUAUAUACCCCCUUACGUAAUGCCCUUUGGCACUUGUAAGGUAUUUUGAAAGAUAAUUGUUUCAAAAUAUGUGCAUGUAAACACCAAUUAUAACAGUAGUUUUCAUCACACCUAACAGCUCUUCCUCCUGUUUCCUGAACAGAAACAAAGCAAUAAACUCCAAGAUAAUAUCUAUUUUUAUAAUGCAGGCUUCUUUACUUAAUUGUGUCAUUCAUGGUAGCCAGCUCUUUGUCCUGCGUUUUCCUUUAUGUGCUAAGUAUUUUCUCAUUUUUCUGCACUGCUAUUCAAACAUCUGUAUAUUAAAAGCAAUAAAUCUACUUUGCCUGUUCUGA
Molecule: messenger RNA, 7347 nt
Organism: Dermacentor albipictus
Lineage: Eukaryota; Metazoa; Arthropoda; Arachnida; Ixodida; Ixodidae
Biological process (GO): negative regulation of transcription by RNA polymerase II; chromatin organization
Cellular component (GO): pericentric heterochromatin
Molecular function (GO): chromatin binding
Source: RefSeq, a predicted model, not a curated record